CCUGCUGCCGCCUUUGUCAGCGCAGCCCGGCGCUAUGGCAUCCUUGUGGGGUUUCAGGCUCGGGCUCUUCCUCCUCCUCCUCCUCCUCGCUGGGAAGCGGCUGCUGCAGCGGCAGAGCCAGCCGUGACGGCUGCGCUCCCCGGGCAAGGGGCAGGCGGAGCCCCCAGAAGUGGAGUGCAGUUUCCAGACUAAAGAACAAAAUACACUUAAGCCAUGGAGUCCAACCAGGAAUCCUCGCUCUUCCUGGUGAAGAUCUUGGAGGAGCUGGACACAAAGCAGAAUACUGUUUCUUACCAGGACCUCUGCAAGUCCCUGUGUGCGAGGUUUGAUUUAUCCCAGCUGGCCAAGCUCCGAAGCGUGUUGUUUUACACUGCUUGCCUGGAUCCUAAUUUCCCAGCAACUUUGUUCAAAGACAAAAUGAGAUGCACUGUAAACAAUCAGCAAUCAAAGAAAAUCAUGGUUGCAGCAGAUAUAGUAACAAUAUUCAACCUCAUACAAAUGAACGGGGGAGUGGCCAAGGAGAAACUUCCAGUUGCAAGGCAGAAAGUGAAGAAGAAAGAGUCCUUCGAGUCCUGUAGAUCUGACACAGAAAUCUGCAAUAUGGCAGACUGCGUGCCCAACUGUGACCUGAAUGACCAGGAGUUCCAUCAGGGCUUUCCAGUCAGAAGGUCUUCAAAAUGCAGAAAGAUGGACUGCAAAGACUGUCAACAGUUUGUCCCCUCAUCAGAACCCAACUUUUUACUGGGUGUUAAUAAGGAGAUGAAGGGCCGGGCUGCCUCUCUGGACAGGCUGCAGGCGCUAGCAUCCUACUCCAUUGCCACAUCCCCACCAUGCGAGAUGCAGAGUACCUACUUCCCCAUGAACAUUGAAAAUGAAUCUAUUUCAGACCAGGACUCCUUGCCUAUAAGUGCAGGCAUAAAAGAAACUUUCAUUUCAAAUGAUGAGCCAUUUGUGAUGCAGUCGUGUGUCCAGAAAAGAAAUAUAUUCAAAGAAGAUUUUCAUAAUCUGAUUACAAUAUCUCCCAACUUAAUACCAUCCAACAAAAGCCCCGAAGACGGACACAGAGAGCCUCAGAACAGGAAAGAAAGCUCUAAGCAGGCUUUCUUCAACCACAGCUUUGAAAUGCCAUACAGCAGUCAGUACUUGAAUCCAGUUUAUUCUCCUAUACCAGACAAAAGACGAGCGAAGCAUGAAAGUUUAGAUGAUCUUCAAGCUUCAACAUAUUUUGGCCCAACUACUAUUCUUGGACCCCAGGACACCAAAAAGUGGGCUGGAAAACCAACAAAGCAAACUGCCUGGCCAGCUAAAAGCUGGAGUUUAAAUACUGAGGAGGUACCUGACUUUGAACGAUCAUUUUUUAAUAGGAAACAGUCUGAAGAGAAGCCGCGAUACCAGAGUUCGAACAACCCCUCUCCAAACUUUCCUUCAGCUGACAGGCGUCAGUCCUACCUGAACAAGAAGGAUCAGCAACCAAUUAUGCAGGCAAACUACGCUGUGAAACCAAACGGGCAUAAAACCAAGGAAAUGCCUUCCAUUCUAGAUGUGGAGAAACAUGAGCCAGUCAAAAAGUUUAAGGAUAAAAGCAUUAACUGUACUUCUGUUCAGAUCUUAAGCCUUGACAGGACCACAAGUGUUGGAACUCAAACAGAACAGCAAGUUCUGGACCACAAGAAAUGCAAGGAUUUGUGUGCAGCGGGCCAAGCCAAGUAUGGAGAGCGGCAUUCUCUUAAGCAGUCGGAUGAUGACUCUGAAAUUGUGAGCGAUGACAUCAGUGAUAUUUUCCGGUUUUUGGAUGACAUGAGUAUCAGUGGGUCAACGGGAGUGAUGCAGUCCUCCUGCUACAACAGCACUGGUUCCUUGUCUCAGGUACAUAAAUCAGACUGUGAGAGCUCACCUGAGCACAAUCUGACUAAAAUCUCCAAUGGGAGUGCCUGUAACAAAUUGGAUAAAGUGGUCCGAGCAGAUAUCAGUAACACAGAUGAUGAACUAAAAACGAGUGUCUGCAAAUUAGUUUUGAGGAUUGGUGAAAUAGAGAAGAAACUGGAAUCUCUCUCAGGUGUUCGAGAAGAAAUCUCCCAAGUACUGGGAAAAUUAAGCAAGUUGGAUCAAAAAAUUCAACAGCCAGAGAAGGUCAGUGUACAAAUAGAUCUCAAUUCUUUGACAAGCGAAGCUGCGUCAGAUGAGAGUAACUCCCCGCAGAUAUUUCAGUGCCACAGUACUCCUCAUGGCGGUAAACUGGAUAAUAAUCCAGAAUGGUGCUGUUCAGAUGCCAGUGGAAGUAAUAGCGAGAGUCUUCGAGUAAAAGCCUUAAAAAAAAGUUUAUUUACUAGGAGGUCAUCAAGAUCAUUAACAGAGGAAAACAGUGCAACUGAAUCCAAAAUAGCAAGUAUUUCAAACUCUCCCCGAGACUGGAGAGCUAUUAGUUACACCAACCAAGUUGGCAUUACAGAAGAGGAGAUGAAAGAGAGAGAUGGAGGAGAAAAUAAGGAAUGGCACAGGAAAUCUAAAGAGGCAGACAGGCAGUAUGAAAUCCCACAGCCACAUAGACUCUCUAAACAACCAAAAGAUGCUUUCUUGAUUGAACAAGUCUUUAGUCCUCAUCCCUACCCUGCAUCACUCAAGUCACACAUGAAAAGCAACCCGCUUUACACAGACAUGAGGUUGACAGAGCUGGCUGAAGUGAAACGUGCCCAGCCGUCAUGGACCAUAGAGGAAUACACGAGGAAUUCAGGGGAUAAAGGCAAGAUUGCAGCGUUGGAUCUACAAACUCAAGAAUCUUUAAACCCAAACAACUUAGAAUACUGGAUGGAAGACAUUUAUACUCCGGGCUAUGAUUCCUUACUAAAACGCAAAGAAGCCGAGUUCAGAAGAGCAAAGGUUUGCAAGAUAGCUGCCCUGAUAGCAGCAGCAGCUUGUACGGUUAUUCUGGUCAUUGUAGUUCCCAUUUGUACGAUGAAAUCCUGAACCUGCGGACAGACCCGUGACUCCCACUCGUGUGUAUCUCAGCUGGCUCAUGCUGUGUUUCAAAUGUCUGAUAGCAAAACUGUAAAGAAUUUGCUAAGAAUGUUCUGAAGAUAUCCUGAUGGAGAAUGCUAUAAACAUAGGCAAAACACAAAACGACAAGAGAAACAUUUUUUUGAGAAGUGUUAUUUUAAAGAGCAAACUGUGUGGCGGAGUUAAUGGGAACUCAGUUCAAUUUUUAUGCAUUUUUAAAAGUGCAAUAUUUUUUUCCCUAAAGAAAUGAUAUAAUGUUUUACAGAAUCAGAGACUGAUGAGAAUCUAGGCAAAAGAGGGAGGUAUGGAGACAUGGAGGUGGCACUGUAUAGAAGGGAAUGUUCUAUAUGCAUUACAUCAGGGAGCUAAGAAAGUCUUAAAGCUCCCGACAAUGUAGAAAACACUGAAUGUAUUGUAUUUAUUUUAUAGUAUUUAUGUAUUUCAUGAUUUCGUUUGAGUGAAAGCAGACUGUGUAGCCAUGAACAGAGUUCAUUCCUAUGUUCAGAUUAAAAAGGGCUCUUUGUAUUUGGUCUUGCCCUAAGACCCACUCUAUCAUCACUGAGUACUUAGAUAAGUGCAAUGUGCUGCAGACCAAAAAGAUUAUGUUCUAAAGCAAUCACAAGAGGUUUUAGUUGCUUCUGUUCAAUAACAUUUGCAUAGAGCUGGCAAACUCGCCUUGCCAAAAGGGUAUUCUUUACCUCCACAGACAGUGAAAUUGUCUCAAUUUCACUCCUGCCAGCAAGCAAAGCUGGAAAAAU
Cuculus canorus (common cuckoo) is the source of this 3752-nucleotide messenger RNA. It is a transcript of the gene MINAR1, whose product is annotated as membrane integral NOTCH2 associated receptor 1. Gene Ontology annotation, cellular component: plasma membrane. The transcript has 4 exons. NCBI's taxonomy places the organism in Eukaryota, Metazoa, Chordata, Aves, Cuculiformes, Cuculidae. Bases 214 to 2964 code for a protein of 916 amino acids. The record is from RefSeq and is a predicted model, not a curated record. Gene Ontology annotation, biological process: negative regulation of TOR signaling; negative regulation of cell population proliferation.